Nematostella vectensis (starlet sea anemone) is the source of this 4544-nucleotide messenger RNA. Its product is annotated as von Willebrand factor A domain-containing protein 5A. The coding region runs from base 182 to 3679 and encodes 1165 amino acids. The record is from RefSeq and is a predicted model, not a curated record. Lineage: Eukaryota; Metazoa; Cnidaria; Anthozoa; Actiniaria; Edwardsiidae. The transcript is spliced from 3 exons.
UUUUAGGAAUGUAGUAAUGAGUUAGCUGGCCAGCAAACAAAGAUCUUACUAUCUCGUCUCUAGAUAAGUGACGUAAUGGGUAAUGUAAACAAUGCUAAACUGUGCGGGGGAAGUGUUCACAAAUGUGUGUUCCGAUCGUGCCGAGUAGGAGCUCGAAGGUCUCUCCUCCUUAGAGCAUAACAUGUCGAAUUACGGGCUGCUGGACAAAGCUGUCGGUUCGUCGGUGCCUUUGGAAAGCGUUUGGAUUCGCGCGGUUAUUCGAGGCUUCACUGCUCAUGUCUUAGCAACUUUGGAAUACAAAAAUAACAGCUCAAAUCCACUCGAUGCAAUUUAUGUUUUUCCUGUCGACGACCAUGCAGCGAUUUGUGGGUUUCAAGCUACUAUCGAUGGUAGAUCCGUCGUGGCAGCAGUUCAGGAUAGAGGGGAAGUAUUACAGCAGAAUAUUGACAGCGCGCGCUCAACUCAGAACGGCUUAGCGGUGAAUAUUGAUGACAACGCUGAUAAUUUUCAAAUCGGAGUUGGAAUUUUGCCUUCCUAUAAGACCGCAGUAUUACAGGUAACUUAUGUGGCGGAAUUACCUGUUGGAAAGGAUGGACAAGUUGUAUUUAUUUUGCCUUCUGUAAUAAACCCCAGGGUUUUCCAAGAACACGAUGCGCGGAAGAAAAACUUGGGACGUCGCACCGCUUCAGUGAAUUCCAAGUAUUCGUUCGAGUUGGAUUUAAAAGUGCAAAGCGCAACAAGUAUUCAAGAGAUAACCUCACCCUGUGGUGGUCUUGAAUACGAGAUUAACGCGUCAGACAAGAGACAAGCUUCUGUCCGACUCACGGGGGAAUCCUAUCACUUCAACGAUGAUGUGCAAGUGAACGUGAUUAGAAGUGAACCAUUCCAACUACACGCGCUCACAGAGAAUGGCGUGACAACAAAAUCCUCAGACAAAUUCCUAGCUACGCCCAUUGUUAUGCUCAACUACUUUCCCGAAUUUACAGAUUGCAAAGAGCGCACAAGAGGAGAGUUCAUCUUUCUCGUUGACCGAAGUAAAAAUAUGAAGGGGGAAAAUAUCGAUCGUGCGCGUGAAGUUUUGUUGUUGUUUUUGAAAAGUUUGCCGGACGGAUGCCAUUUUAAUGUGAUUAGUUACGGAGCAUCGUAUAUCAAGCUCUUUACCCAGAGUGAGGUAUGCGACCAUAGCUCGCGUGAGAGGGCUAGCGAUUUCGUUUGGGACUUGAAGGCGGGUAUUGAUAACGCGCGCCCUAUCGACCCGCUCAGAGAGGUGUACUCACACAACCUGAUAGACACAGGCUACCCGCGGCAGGUGUUUCUCGUGACUGGGGGAGAGGUUGGGAAUGCCGAGCAAGUCACGGAUGAAGUCCGGAAAAACGCGCACACCGCCAGGUGUUUUACCCUAGGAAUAAAUGUCGGCAAACAUUCGGACCAUGUUCGGAGAAUAGCGAGGGCUGGCCGAGGUACCUGCGAACUUGUCUCUCAACUGGAUAGGGUGGCACCCAAGGUACAAAGCAUGUGGGAUGAGGCCACACAGCCCGUCGUUACCAAUUUCCACGUGUCCUGGACUCUGCCAGAUGGGUGGGUCGCACGAUGCAUCCCCUAUAACCUGCCCCCGAUCUACCGCGGCCACACCCUCAUCCUGUACGGGCUUCUGAUGCGAGAAGACAACAAGCAGCCGUCGUACAUCGUGGCCGUGGAGGGGAAGGCGACCAUCAGCGCAUCCAUCCAACACGGGGACACCACCAAGGAUGUCCAUCAGGAGGUCCGAUUCAGCGCACUUUCCGGGAAUCCUGUGGACCGCGAUAUCUUCCUGCAUCGAUUGACGGCGAAGGCGUUGAUCGAGGAGGAGGAGGACAAGCGGGUUUGGAACCUCACGUCAGGGGGUCUAGCGACUAGAGCGCCUAUCGUAAGCCUCAGCAAGUCCACUAAUAUUAUCUCCAAGUCGACCACCUUCGUGGCGGUAGAUAAGAGCACACACGAGGUGAUCGCGGUACCUGAGCUUAAGGCUCAAGUUGAAAGCUUUACCCAAUCUGCGCCGGAGGGCAGGAUCUUCGGCUUGAAGGCUGUUAACAUGAAGAUCCCAAUUCCUGAUGAAGCGGAUGGUAUCAUUGUACCAAGCUCUCCGGUGUUCAUAAGCGAGACGAGCCCUAGAGUGAAAACUCCUUCGUCUGCGCCCCUCCCGCAUAGUUCCACCCGGACGGUAGGGUUCACUUACAAGCUGGACGGGUCAAUUACCAGUCCCACCAGCCCGCCAACAAAGCAAAUCGCAAUUAGUUCGAACGCGCCAAAAGUUCGACAAGAGGUCGAACUCAGUCGCCCCGCGCAGGUCACAUCAACCUCUAACAUCAACAUCCAGCAAUUCAACUUUGCGCAACCAGUUAGUCCUACACUUACUAAUCCUCCUACAGCCUGCCAAGAGAUCCCGGGCCCGGCAGCCCAACUUGCGGCGAGCCAAGCCGUCAAAGAAGUCAACUUCAGUCCCCAGGCCCCUGUGAGCCCAUCUCAGCCGGUGAUUUCAAGGUCCGAAAUGUAUAUCGAAGGGAGCCCCAAACAGGAAACAAUUGAUGCGAUCACUUUUGAGAUUCCCAUGGAUCCUUCAGCAUCCGUGGUCAAUGGUACCCCCGGUCUCCCCUCGGGUGUGCUAAGUCCCCCUGUGUAUGGCAAGACAUUCCGCUUGAAUGGAUACAACGAAAAAAGCCCAAAGGUCAGUCCCCCUCCCGUGAAACCAAAAUCAUACAGUCCCGAAGCGCGCUCGUGCGGUUCAGAGAGGCAGCCGGAAACACCAGUCGCUCCAGCAAAGCAGUCGCAGAUGCGUUUCAAUUCCGAAGCGCCACUCGCACCUCAAUAUAGAUACGAAUCGCCAUCAGAACCACGAUAUAGCCCCAGAACGCCACCAGAGACAAGAUGCAGCCCUGGGGCGCCUUCAGAGACAAGAUGCAGCCCUGGAGCGCCUUCAGAGACAAGAUACAAUCGCGAAAUGCCAUCGGAGCCGACAUACAGCCCUGGCGUUCUACUGGAGGCACGAUACAGUCCCGAAGCACCCGCACAACCAAGCUCAGGGGCUUCUACAAGUCCACCUGUGAAACCAAAGCCAAAUAGUUACAGUCCCAGCCAAAGAUCGCCUCUCAGCGAACCACCAGUCAAUUCCACAGUCGGGUCACUCAAUUACGCACAGGCAUCGCAAGCUAAUAUGGAUCUUAAAGAUAGCUUUCCUCCUGCUCCUUCGUCUUUCCAUGAAUCGUCGAAAACUAGUCCAUCACGGCUAAACGAGACCGCGAAUUCCUACCAGGCGGACCAAGAAGACGGGGUACCGCCCGAGUUCAAGGAAGAGCGCCUCGCUAUGCUCGAGAUUCUAUCACUGCAGCAGCCUUCAGCGGCAUGGCCUCUGGACUACCUCCUCGCGGACGUGUGCGGGAUACCACUCAGCGAGUUGAGGCGUUCGUGUCCACGUGCUAUCACCAUGGAUACGGUCACUAUGGAUACGGCAUGGGCUACUGCCCUGGCGCUCGCGUGUUUGCACGUAAAGUUUUCGCACUUGCAGAGUGAGUGGGACGCCGAGGCGAGGGCCGGAAGUAAAUGGAUGAGUACUACCUUGGCCGCAGGGGGACUGGACUUCCAAGAGAUCAUGGAUAAAGCGGCGACGAUGAUUGAAGACACUUUCAUGUCGUCCAUGCUCUAGAUGUGUUGCUAGAUGCCUCAUUUGGGAGCCAGUGAUAUUGCUAUAGAGAACGGCGUCCCUGAUUUCAGGUUUUUCAGGGGCUAUGAUUGAGUCACCUUCACUAUGCUCCAGAAAUAUUGCCUUGUAGAUGGUGUGGUUUAAAACCGGUGCUACCGUUUAAAAAGACAGUGUACUUGAUUCCAAGAGGACAGCGUCUUUGAUUUAAGGUUUCUCAGUGAUGAUUUUAGUCACUUAGAUAUCGUUAAUGUUCUAGAAAUGCUGCUUUGUAGAUGAUGUAUUUGUACGCCGGUAAAUCUGUUAGAGAAAACAGCGUCCUAAAUUCCAGGCGAUAACUUUCGUGUCGUCAAUGUUCUAGAUUUGUUGCUUUGUAAAUUGUGUGUUUGGAAACCAGUGAUAUUGCUAGAGAGGAAAGUGUCAAUUAGUGUUAACUCAAAGCUUCUCAGCUACGACGUUAAAAAAACUUUUAUGUCGUAGAUAAUGUCUUUGGAUGUGGGGGACAUUGCUAGACAAAGUAAGCGUCCUUGAUUCCAGGGUCUUUUUUUCAAUUGCUACAGAAACUGCCAUCAAUGAACGCUACUCUGCAUCAUAUACUUUAUAGGAAAAGCAGCCCCUCUCUGGGUCAUUUCCUUAACUGUAGGCAGCAAAAUUUGUCAUGGUUAUUCAUGAUUCAUUUAUGCUAAGCCUGAUGACAAGAGAUAUUCAUUAUUUGAGAGGUAGGGUAUAUAAUUUAGUUGGUCUUCAAUGGUUUGCAAAUCUUUCAAGAAAACAACAAAAGAAAUUUUAUAGACAAAUUUGAAAAAUAAAAGUGUAUUUUUUAAUCAUUAAUAUUAUAACUUGAGGCAAAAUAAAUUACUACUUGGUAACA